GGCCCGGAGUCGUCGCGCGCGUCGCUGCGGCUGGCCCCGGCGAGGUGCCGGCGCCUGAGGGCUGGGUCACGAUGGCGGCCGAGGCCGUGGCUUCGCGCCUGGAGCGGCAGGAGGAGGACAUUCGCUGGCUGUGGGCGGAGGUCCAGCGCUUGCGAGACGAGCAGCUGAGCGCGCCCGAGCGGUGCGGGGCUGACGGGCCGAGCCUCACGCGCGAGGUGGCGCAGCUGCGGGCGGAGAACCGCGACCUGCGCCAGCGCCUGGGCCGCCUCUUCUCCUAGUCAAAGCCAAGAAAAGGACACUAAAAAGAAGAAAUUAAAAGAAAAUGGGCUUGACAGUGAGGUGAAACAACCAAAUUUCAUAAAAGAAAGAUUGCAACUAUUUGAAACAGUGAAGAAAGAUCAUCAGCACUUACUUUCUAUUUAUGAAAAAAAGGAGAAUACAAGCAAUGUGAUCACAGUGAGAAUGGCUGAUGGAAAAACAGUGAGAGGGGAAGUGUGGAAAACAACGCCUUACCAAGUGGCUGCUGAGAUCAGUCAAGAGCUGGCAGAAAACACAGUAAUAGCCAAAGUGAAUGGGGAAUUGUGGGACCUCGACCGCCCGUUGGAAGGAGAUUCCACUCUCGAGCUGCUCAUGUUUGAUAAUGAGGAGGCUCAAGCUGUGUACUGGCACUCCAGUGCUCAUAUUCUUGGUGAAGCCAUGGAACUCUACUACGGAGGCCACCUAUGCUAUGGCCCACCCAUUGAAAAUGGAUUUUACUAUGACAUGUUCAUUGAAGACAGAGCAGUGUCCAGCACCGAGUUGGCAGCCCUGGAAAACAUAUGUAAAACCAUUAUAAAAGAAAAGCAGCCUUUUGAAAGAUUGGAAGUCAGCAGGGAAACUCUCCUGGACAUGUUUAAGUACAAUAAGUUUAAAUGCCGGAUUCUGAAGGAGAAGGUCAGCACACCAACUACCACCGUGUACAGGUGCGGUCCACUAAUUGACCUUUGUAAAGGCCCCCAUGUAAGACACACAGGAAAAAUUAAAAGCAUAAAAAUCUUCAAGAAUUCCUCAGCAUAUUGGGAGGGCAAUCCUGAAAUGGAAACAUUGCAGAGGAUCUAUGGAAUAUCCUUUCCUGAUAACAAAAUGAUGAAAAUGUGGGAAAAGUUCCAAGAGGAAGCCAAGAACCGAGAUCACAGGAAAAUUGGAAAGGAACAAGAGCUUUUCUUUUUCCAUGAUCUGAGUCCUGGAAGUUGUUUUUUUCUUCCUAGAGGAACUUUCAUUUAUAAUACACUUACGGAUUUCAUACGAGAGGAAUAUCACAGCCGUAACUUCACAGAAGUGCUGUCUCCUAAUGUGUACAACAGUAAACUCUGGGAAACCUCAGGCCACUGGCAGCAUUACAGUGAGAACAUGUUUACCUUUGAUAUUGAAAAGGAUACUUUCGCCCUUAAGCCCAUGAAUUGUCCAGGACACUGUCUAAUGUUUGCCCAUCGUCCGCGAUCUUGGAGGGAAAUGCCCAUUAGAUUUGCUGAUUUUGGAGUUCUUCAUAGAAACGAACUGUCAGGGACUUUAAGUGGCUUAACCCGAGUCAGACGCUUCCAGCAGGAUGACGCUCACAUCUUCUGCACGGUGGAGCAGAUUGAAGAAGAAAUAAAGGAGUGCUUGCAGUUUUUGCAGUCUGUUUAUUCAGCCUUUGGCUUUUCCUUUGUAUUAAACCUAUCAACAAGGCCUGAAAACUUUCUAGGAGAGAAGGAAAUGUGGGAUGAAGCUGAGAAGCAACUGCAGAAUAGUUUGAUGGAAUUUGGAAAACCAUGGAAAAUAAACCCAGGAGAUGGAGCAUUUUAUGGCCCUAAGAUUGAUAUAAAAAUCAAGGAUGCUAUUGGCAGAUACCAUCAGUGUGCUACAAUUCAACUGGAUUUCCAAUUGCCUAUUAGAUUUAAUCUCACAUAUGUUAGUAAGGAUGGAGAUGAUAAAAAGAGACCUGUGAUCAUUCACCGAGCCAUAUUGGGAUCAGUAGAAAGGAUGAUUGCCAUUCUCUCAGAAAACUAUGGGGGAAAAUGGCCUUUCUGGCUAUCUCCACGUCAGGUAAUGGUCAUCCCUGUGGGGCCAACUUGUGAAAAAUAUGCACUUAAGGUAUCCAGUGAAUUUUUUGAAGAAGGAUUUAUGGCUGAUAUUGAUUUAGAUGACAGUUGUACACUGAACAAGAAAAUACGAAAUGCACAGUUGGCUCAGUAUAAUUUUAUUUUGGUGGUUGGAGAAAAGGAAAAGAUAAAUAAUGCUGUAAAUGUUCGAACAAGAGACAACAAAAUUCAUGGAGAGAUUUCAAUAACUUCUGCCAUUGAUAAAUUGAAGACUCUCAAGAAAUCACGAACACUAAAUGCUGAGGAAGAGUUUUAAAGACCUUUCCUUGUACUCGCUUCUUGUUUUGCCUUUGAAAAAUGUAUUUUUCUUAAACAGUUAACAUGUCAGUACUUCUAACUACUUUGGACGCACUGAUGGGUUCACUUAUGGGGUCAGUUGAGAAAGAAACGAUGAAUGAGCAGAUGAUGUAUACAGCACUAAAUUCAUUAAUGUGUCCUGACAAUGAUAAGAGGAGCCGCUUUGCACAUUUGCAAUGUCUUCACCCUCAGUGGUGAAAUGUUACUCACUGGAAGAAGGAAACACUAGGAAAUGAAAAUUAUGGAAAGCUAUUGCUAAGAUUUGUGAUUUUUCGAAAAGGAGGCUUUAGGCUGGGGAUGUAGCUAGGGGUAGAGCACUUGCCUAGAACAGCUGAGGCCCUGGGUUCAAGCCCCAGCAUUUAAAAAAAAAAGGUUCAAAUAAAAGUCUUCAAAUCUGUUUUGAAUAUGGAAAACAAUAUUAUUUUCCAGUAAUAUUAUGUCUCAGGUAUUUUUAUGGCUGUAUAUUACCAAAGUUCACACUGAAACUUUAUCUCCCAAAUUGGAAUCAUUCGUUUUAAACUAAGCAGUAACUGUAAGAAACAACUAGCACUGAAUAUUGGGUUACUGAUAAAGGGCUCUGAAUCUUAAAAGAAAUUCAUUGCUAUGGGAUCUUUUAUUUGCACUGCUGGUUAAGAGUUGCAGUUUUAAUGCUUCUAAUUGCUAAUUCUUAAUUCACCUUUAGAAAAAAUAAAUUCCCAAGAUAAAAUGCAUAAUGGUGUCUCCAGUGAUUCAGUCACAGCCUUAGACACAGAGUUAAAUUUUUUUUUUUGAAAGGAUCACAUUUCACUGAUUUAUAGACUCAAAUGGUUACUGAUUUUAACUGAAAAUACCUUAUUGCUCAGAACAUAAUUAAAAUGGUUUUAGGCAAAUAGCUGCUUAGUUAUCAAGAAAUAUUUAUUCAAUAUUUGGCAAGGUGCUGCAGAAUUUAAAAUAAAUCCAAGAAAUGA
This is a messenger RNA of Chinchilla lanigera (long-tailed chinchilla), 3364 nucleotides long. It is a transcript of the gene Tars3, whose product is annotated as threonyl-tRNA synthetase-like 2. Gene Ontology annotation, molecular function: threonine-tRNA ligase activity; ATP binding. The record is from RefSeq and is a predicted model, not a curated record. NCBI's taxonomy places the organism in Eukaryota, Metazoa, Chordata, Mammalia, Rodentia, Chinchillidae. Gene Ontology annotation, biological process: threonyl-tRNA aminoacylation. Gene Ontology annotation, cellular component: cytoplasm.